Amoebophrya sp. A25 is the source of this 1861-nucleotide messenger RNA. Lineage: Eukaryota; Dinophyceae; Syndiniales; Amoebophryaceae. The record is from the annotation of a GenBank genome assembly.
GCAGCUUUUUGCCUUUUUAUAAUUGAGUUGAAACUACUAGACGUGUCGAAUGAGUACGCAGUGACGGGGUAUGAUAAAAUAGUGGAACAUGGAUAACAUUGUCUCCCUUAUUACAGCGUUGUAGUUUAAGUUUUUCGCUUUUGAGACCAGACUUACUAGAGACUUAGGUUAUUUGCUGCUUUUCGUUUCAUCCGCGUUUAGAAGUAGACGUGGAAAAGAUGGCCGUUUCAACCAUGCAUGAGGCGAUCGCGCAGUUUUCCGCAGGUGGUGAGUAUCAUGCUUUUGGAGAGUUCGACGCAAGCUUAGUCUACUACACCGCUCAUGGUCGCGCAGACCAUCUGUUCGGUCAGCGUAGAGGAUCUGGUGGAGCGGCACAUCCGUCUUUAUCCUCAAGGAGAAAUACCGCAGUUGGAAGCAAAAGUAGCGAAGAGGGUGAGAAGUCGUCGACAGGCGGUGGCGAGGAAGGGGAGGACCAUGGUUCCGAGCCAGCGCGGAAAAAGGCAAAGCGGGACGCUGCGGGAAUAAUAUUAGAUCGUCUCGAGAGCGAACACGCGGCACUCGUAGCUGUAGGAACCGGAGGAGCCACGGCUUCAACUUCUGCAUCUUCUACAGCAACCAGUGGUGGCGAGCAAGCUUCUUCAUCUGCUCUGCGCGUGCGGAAGAUUGUGCUUGGUUGUCUAGAUUCGUGGCGACAGGACUGCGACAGAAAGGAAAUGGAGAACGCGGAGGCCGACUUCGAAUCAGAUGCUGCGGCUAGUGUGGCCAAGACUGCGGCAAAGCAGUCACGGACACAACUGCUAGAAACUACAAAGCAGCUGCUACUCUUAAACGAAAUCUUGAAGCAGAACUCUGCUGGUAAUAGUUCCUCCACUGUCUCCGACCAGCAGCAACCUCUUUCUUCCGAACUCCUGACAAAAAUCGAAGAUUUCUGCGUCAAAAUGGAAGAACAGGAGUACGAAUUCGCGAAUCAGGCGUACAUGCACAUGACAAUAGGGAACACGAAGUGGCAUCAGACUCUUGCCUCGUCUGAGGCACGUCAUAACAAGGGCGCAAAGACAAAGAUCAUUAAGAAGACCGGAGGUACGGAAUUCGCAGAAAGCGAUGAAAUUCACGAUCACGUCUGGGCGCUCAAGCGAUUGCUCACUGCAAUGCAGAAAGUGCGUCCUGCAAGAUGAAUUAUAAUUGUCAAUAAAAAGUGGAACUCAAUAAAUAGCGAGCGUUAUUUGACGACGUUGUACCGGCUAUCUCAGUCUCCCAAGCGCACGAGUAACACUGAAAGUGAACUAUCCCUCCCUGCGCUUUCCUAGCGUUGUAAAAUAGUCGCAAAGUAAUAGAAAAACUCGGGUUAUUUGUCGUAACGCCGAUUUCGUUCGUGAAUUCACGAAGAACUUUUCUUCUCUGCAGACGGUCAAUGUCCGUGAAUGCAUGUUCUGGAUGCUGAUUUUGCAAGACGUCAUAAAAUCGCAGGAGUAUGGAAGACGCAAUCUCACGUAGAACGAGAAGAAGAACACGAGAAGGAAUCCAAUCUAGAAGAAUGAAAAGCAAAAGCUAUCGGAAACUAGGAUGGCACAUCAGUUCGAAAUUUCUUGAUUAUGUUUUUUCCCAUCGCGUGCCUGUAAAGUGCCCAACCAAGCUCGACAUCGUAUUAGUUGAUUCUCUGUUGUCGCCUGGAAUCGACUUUCCUCCAGUCUGAGCACCAUCCAGAGCAAUACGCAAAGAUCAGAUGCUCAACACCAACACGCACUUGGAGAACAGAUCUGCAACGCCCACUACUUAGAAUAUAUCAAAGUCGGGCUCGGGUUUCCACUUCUUCGGGCUGUUCAGACAAGAAUUAUUGGAAAUUUGUACAAGGUAGAAAGGC